AGAGCUGGGCGGUGGCGGGCGCUGCUGAAGGAGUCUCGCUGAGCUCGAGGAGGUGGCGCGAUGGAGGGACUGGAAGAGAAUGGAGGUGUUGUCCAAGUUGGAGAAUUGUUACCUUGCAAGAUUUGUGGAAGAACAUUCUUUCCAGUAGCAUUAAAAAAACAUGGACCCAUUUGCCAGAAGACUGCAACUAAAAAACGGAAGACUUUUGAUUCAAGCAGACAGAGAGCUGAAGGAACUGAUAUUCCAACAGUAAAACCUCUCAAACCGAGGCCAGAACCACCAAAGAAACCAUCUAAUUGGAGAAGGAAACAUGAAGAAUUCAUUGCUACCAUAAGAGCAGCUAAAGGCCUUGAUCAGGCCCUCAAAGAGGGUGGCAAACUUCCUCCUCCUCCUCCACCUUCUUAUGAUCCUGAUUAUAUUCAAUGUCCAUAUUGUCAGAGGAGAUUCAAUGAAAAUGCAGCUGAUAGACAUAUAAAUUUCUGUAAAGAACAGGCAGCACGUAUUAGUAAUAAAGGGAAAUUUUCUACAGAUACCAAAGGAAAACCAACUUCUCGGACACAGGUGUAUAAGCCACCCGCACUUAAAAAGUCAAAUUCUCCUGGAACUGCAUCAUCAGGAUCUUCACGAUUACCGCAGCCAAGUGGCGCUGGCAAAACUGUUGUAGGUGUUCCUUCAGGUAAAGUGUCUUCAAGUAGCAGCUCUUUGGGAAACAAACUUCAGACCUUAUCUCCCUCUCAUAAAGGGAUAGCAGCCCCUCAUGCAGGCUGUCUCAGCCUCAGCCUGAUUCUGAGGAGAUUCUCAGCCUGAUUCCUGUUGGAGAGGUGAUGCGGUCACUUGGAGGAAAAGAGGGCACUCUGGCUUUUUAAGUUUUCAGCAUACUUGUGCUGAUUCUUUCUCAUCUUUGUGAGCUUACCUAACUUCAGUCUUUGAGGCUGCUUACCUUUGGAUGGGUUUGUUUUUUUGAACAACUCUGGCUACUUUUCCAUAGGGCUGCUUGUGUAUGCUGGGUGUCCACUCCAGUCACUAGUCACCUUGGAUUUUUCAGUAGCUGGAGGUGUCACCAGUGAAGGCUACAAAUCAGCAAAGGUAGUGGCCUGCCCCUCCUCCUGGGAGCUUCAUUUUAGGGAUGCCUCAAACCUCUGUCAGCCAAAGAACACCUGUGGGUGUGGCUGAAGACUCCAGUUGGGAGGCUCCACCUGGUGAUGAGGAAUGGGACUGGGAACCUGCUUAAUAAAGCAGUCUGGCCACAUUUUUAUGGGACCACUGUGGUGUGCUGUUGUACCACUUCCACCUCUGGGUCGGCAUGGGCUCUCCAAACCCCAGAGACUGAAACUGCUAAGUUGCCCAAACAGCAAAGAUGAUGGCCUGCACACCCUGUGGGAGUUCUAUCCCAGGGACUUUGCAAAUCUCUGUAGGCCAGAGAACACCUGCAGGGCUGGCUGGAGGUCCCAGUUGGGAGGUUCUUUCCAGUGAGGAGGGGCAAUAUUGGGGACUUACUUAAAGAAGCAGUGUGGCCACACUUUCCUAGAGCAGCUGUGUUGUGCUGGGUUACCACUUUCGUCCCAGUUGGCUUUGGCUCUCUGUGGGCCAGAGAAUACCAGCAGGGAUGGUUGGAGGUCCCAGUUGUGAGGUCCUGCUCUGUGAUGAGGAAUGGAUUGGGAACCUGCUUAACCAGCAGUCUGACCACAUUUUGGUAAAGAAGUCAUGCUAUGCUGGGGAAUCCUCUCUGCCUCUGGUUGGUUUGUACUCUCCAAAGCCUGCAGAACAGCUGAGUCACCCAAACAGCAAAGAUGGCAGCCUGUCCCUUCCCCUGGGAGUUCCAUCCCAGGUAGGCUCAAAACUGCUACUGGUGGCUGGCUGGAAUUCCAAGCCAGUGGGUCUUAUCCUGUGAGGUGUUAUGAAAGUGAGACCUGCAGACUGUCUCUACUUGGUCCUCUUGAUUCAGCCUUUUUUCCUAAGGGUAUGUACGGGGGUCUAACAUCCUGCUUUGCUGGAGUUGCAGUUACUUUUGCUGGGAAGUUUGGAGUUCCUGGGUCUUUGCCUGUGCCGGAGCAGCUGCUCUGCCAAGACUCCCCAUAUCUGUAUGUCAGACUGAAGGCUCUAGUGGAGUGGCUUCACAAGGGCGUCUCUUGACCCAAGGGUUGCAAAGAUCCGUUGGAGAAGCGUGGUUUCCCAGGGUCACACGUUCACUCACUGCUUCCCUGGGCCAGAGAGGUUCACCUUGCUCUGUGUCGCUCCAAGGUGGGCUGUCAUCCUGCCUCUCUUUUCUUUGUUCUCUGUGGGUCAAGUUGUUUCCUUGAUUAGUCCCAAUGCAAGUACAUGGAUGUUUCAGAUGAAGGUGCUGUAUUUACUCACCCCUUUUCCUGUUAUUUUCAAGUGUAAGUUAUAUGUGGCUCACAUUCAUUUUGGUUUUUAUGUGGGAAAUAUAUACAAAGAUAUCUGUCAAAUGAUAGUAACUACAUUUUGCUUCUCAAUUCAGACUACAUAGAAAAUGGAAGACCUAAAGGAAUAUAAUGUAAUUAUCAUUAUAGAAAAGGAAAAAAAAAUCAACCAACAAUAUCUUUUGAGUUAAGUGAUUUUUCUUAUUGUUGUGCUUCCAAAAACAAGAGACAGGCUAUCCAUAAGAAAGAGACAGUUUAUCAGUAGAUCAGGUAGUUGAAAAGUAAAAAAAUUUUAUCUUUUAGUGGUAAGAAACUGAUCUGAUUUAUUUUCUUCUCCAAUGAGUUGACUCAUUGGAUGAUUAAGUGAAGUAUAGACAUAGCAAUAUGUGCUUUAAUUUUACAAAGUCAUUUUACCAUAUCACAGAGAAUUGGCCUCCAUGUUAGGUAACAAUAUUUGUUCAUAGUGUUGUUUAUAGUUUCACUUACAGUUGAUCAUAGAUUAAAAGCUGAUAUUUUUCAGUAUUUCUAUAGUACUGGCAAUUUUAUCAGUUGGCAAUAUUAAAUUGUACUGACACAGUAUUCCUAGAUAGGACGUGUAAAGCUGGCUGGUGUAAUGAAGAGAGGCGCUGACCUUGGAGUUAGAAGACUAGGUUUCUGCAUCAUAAUCUGCCACUAAAUAGCUUUGGGCAUGUAUCUCUUUGUCAUGCUGUGACAUAUUGUCUGACUGUGACAACAUCUGUGACUCUGGUUAGACCUUGACAACUGAUCCAAGAAAAUCUGACCAACAUACCUGGUUACUAAUGGAAAAUAUGCUUUUGCUAACAAGCAGAGAUUUUGAGUACAAUAAUUUUGUCAGUUGUGCAUUGCUUAUGAUGAAUGCCAUGAAGAAUACAUAUUUUUUGGCUAUCCCACAUCAUAUAUAACUGUCAAUCAUACCUGUUCAAAUUCUGAUUGUCCAUUCUGUAUAAGAUCCUUGCAGAUUAAAGGAAGCUUUCCAACUACUGGAAAGAGAGCUGUGGAGCUCAUUUCUACCAAUAUAUUACUAUAUUAACUGGAACAUUGUGUUACUGUAUUAAAUUAGAACCAUUCAUAGCUGUCUAUUUAGUGACAGAGUUCCUUCCUUUUUUUUUCUUUUUUUUUUUUUAAGAAUUAGUGAAGUAAUGAUUUGUUUCUCUUGCUAGAUUGUAAGCUCCAUGAUGGCAAAGACUAUGUCUGCCUUGCUUCCAUUUGUAACUAAAAUCUAGCAGAAUGCCUAGGCUAACAAAAAAUUUUUGGUUAAGUGAAAAAAGAUAAUAAAUUAAUUCCCUCAUCUGUUAAUCUAUUGGCAUGUCACAGAAUUAUCAUCUGGUACCAGUGAAAGAAUUACUUAAAGUUUGUAUGACAACUGUUAUUUCGAUUUAUACAGAUGAUUCAGGAUUGAGUAAAGGUUGAAUUAAGACAUUUGGUCAGGUGUAAUGCUCAAUAAAUUGAGCAUUCGCUGAGAUUAGUAAAUGCUGUUAUUUCAGUGGAUUGCAAUUAUUUAAAGUCUGGUGUAUGUAAUCUUUAUUGUAGUCCACUUUAAUCAGGCAUACCAGUGAUCUGUAAUAGAAUCAUGCCACAAAGAGAUUUAUUUUUACACUCAGAAAAAUUCUCAUAUGUUUGGUUGUUUGCUUCUAGACAGUUUGUGGAUUAGGCCAGGUGCAGUGCCUCACACCUGUAAUCCCAACACUUUGGGAGAGUGAGGUGGGAGAGUCGCUUGAACCCAGGAGUUUGAGACUUGCCUGGGCAACAUAGUAAGAACUCGUCUCCAUUAAAAAAACAAAAACAAAAACAACCUUUUUAAACCUUUUUUUAAAUGUAAAAAAAAGCAAUCAAAUCAAUUUCUAGGUCAAUUUUAACAGAUUUGUUUAAAAAACAACAAAACACACCCAAGUAGAAAGUUUUUCCCUUCUUCUAAAAGAUGAUUAUCUUUUUUUUUUCUUUUUUUUUUUUUUGAGAUGGAGUUUUGCUCUUGUUGCCCAGGCUGGAGUGCAAUGGUGCGAUCUUGGCUCACCGUAACCUCCGCCUCCUGGAUUCAAGUGAUUCUGCUGCCUCAGCCUCCCCAUUAGCUGGGACAGGUGUGUGCUACCAUGUCUGGCUAAUUUUGAAUUUUUAUGGGUUUUCACCAUGUUAGGCUGGUCUCAAACUUCCGACCUCAAGUGAUCCAUCCACCUCGGUUUCCCAAAUUGCUGGGAUUACAGGCAUGAGCCACCACGCCCGGCCAAAAGAUGAUUAUCUUUAAUACCAGGAAAUUUUAGAAAUACAGUGAAACACAGAUCUUUUAAAUAAAUAUUUCCCCAUUUGAAUUGUUCCCUAGAGUUUACACAGUUGUACCUUAUUACCAGUUUAAAUGGAUAUCUCAGUUAAUAAUUUUCAAUAGUGAAACUAUCAAAUAUCAGAGAUUUACUUCCUUUUAGUUACUAUGAAAAGCACAUUUACUUUGGAGAGCAACUGUAAUACACCUAAAAUUAGAGCAACCAAAGGCAUGUAUGGAGCAUUUUUUAAUUUAAAAAAUUGCAUUUUGUUUCUCAUACCUUAUUUAAAACAUUAAGAAGUAAAUGUCUUUAGUUUUUGAGUACAUUUUUAUAUGAAUAGGAAACAUGCUGUUUUCAUAAUCCAGUCUUUUGAUGUGUGUGAAAUGAAUUUGUGUGGAGCGUUAUGUGAAUUUUUAUGAACUUAUCUUUUAUUGUUGAUCUAGAAAUGCUUGUGAUAACCUAGAAUUCCAGACCUCGGUUUCUUAUGUGGAUAACAAUGAUUGGAGAUUUUGGAUAGGGAGCUAACUUUGCUGUGGAAUUGAGAUACUAAUUAUUUGUGUAGGAUUGAUAAAUUUAGGAUCAAAAGUAGAGGUAUGACACAUUUCAAAACUGCCUUAGAGCAGGGGGGUGUUCAAUCUUUUGGCUUCCCUGGGCCACACUGAAAGAAGAAUUGUCUUGGACCACAUAUAAAAUACACGAACGCUAAUGAUAGCUGAUGAACUAAAAAAAAAAAAAAAAAUUUCAUAAUGUUUUAAGAAAGUUUACGAAUUUGUAUAGGGCCCCAUUCAAAGCCAUCUUGGGUGGCAUGUGGCCUGUGAGCUGCUGGUUGGACAAGAUUGCCUUAUAGCAUCAUAACAACAGAGGUGUGCAAAGAUACAAAAUACCAUCCGGUAAAUUCUUUUCCCAAUAUUAUUUCAGAAAUCAUCUUUUUGUUAUAUCUCAAUCUACAGUACUUGCUACACUCCUACAAGGUACCUAGUAAGCCACACUAAAAUUACUUAUUUCGUAAGUGAAUUCACUCUCCUGGUAUCAACAGUAAAUGACUUUUCCUAUGUUAAAGUUUAUUUCAAAUCAGGGAUAGGUUGAUAUCGUCACCAUACUCAUUCAGCUAUGAGUAUUUUGAAGGCCUGUGAAAGUAUUAUAUGUAUAAAAUCUUGAUUGUUAUUGAGAUUUAUAGAUUUUGUUUUUGAUAGCCUAAUGGCAACUUAGAAUGUAAGUUAUUAAGUGAUUAUAGCCUAAAAAUAGCAUUCAUUAACUUUUAGCCUAAGUAACAUUUGAGUUUUGAAUGUACAUAUAUAUAUAUGCACACAUAUAAAUCAAGUUGAAUGUUAUAAUACAAGUAUGGUUAAAAUCAUUACUGGAACCUGUCCUUCAAUUAGGUUUUCAAAAUCUGAAAAUAUUGGCAAUCUUUUUAUAUAUGUAAUGUUUCCAUUGGAUAAUUACCUUUAGGUUUUUAUUAUAUUUUACACAUCUUUCUUGAACUGAACUUUGUUGUAUCACAUGUAGGAUUUGACCAUUUCUUAUCAUAUAAGAGGAAUAUGUUUUUAAAAUAUAGUCAAAAAUUUUCUAAAUUUUAAUUUCAGGAAGUUUUUUCUGAGAAAGAAAAAUUUUAAUCCUUAUUUCCAGAAUCAUGUAAGAUAACCACUGUUUGGAAGAAAAAUGUUUUGAUAAUUAAGGAUUAGAAUAAAAUCUGAAUGUUUAAAAUUCCAA
Messenger RNA from Homo sapiens (human), 6364 nucleotides. It is a transcript of the gene ZC2HC1A, whose product is annotated as zinc finger C2HC-type containing 1A. The record is from RefSeq and is a predicted model, not a curated record. The transcript has 8 exons. NCBI's taxonomy places the organism in Eukaryota, Metazoa, Chordata, Mammalia, Primates, Hominidae. Bases 61 to 807 code for a protein of 248 amino acids.